AUUUAAUUCAAAACUGAUUUUAAUAUAUUUUAGCUACAGUCGUCCUUACGAUGCAACAGAUUCGUCAAUACUCGACGAUACACAAGCUCAAAGAUUAACCCCGGCGAAAUUUGCAACAGCUCACACAAAAGCUUCAAUAUCGUCAGGAAAAUGUAUCAGAAUCUUACCGCAUUACCCUCUAGAUGGACAAAACGCUGUGGUAGAAUUCAUAAAUAUGCAAAAAUUAUUGAUAAACGACGACGAAAUGGAAGAAUUAGUUACUUUUCCGGGACCGUUAAUAAAAGGGGUUACUCCAAAGAAAACCGUUAUCGAAUAUUGCGAGAAUAAAAUAAGAAAAGCUUCGUUUGAUGAUGGAUUAAUAGAUGUGGAUUCGUACGUUUUGUUGUGGGAGUUGAUGAUAUUGUUGAUUAGACAAAAUGGGAUGGUUGUUGGUACAGAUAUUGCAGAACUUUUAAUGAAAAAUAAACGUAUCAUUGAUUUUCGGCCACCUUCAGCACAUUCUGAACCGAUUCUUGGAAACGAUGGGAGCAUAUCCGAUACCGGAAAUAGCAGCAUCACAACCGAACAAAUUUACAAUUUCUCUUCAUCAAAAACCGAAGAAGCAAUUACAAGUAAAUUCCGUGAAUAUUUGAUGUACGGUUCUGGAAAAGAAGCUUUAGAAUGGGCUAUGAACCAUGGAUUAUGGGGUCACGCCCUAUUUUUAGCAAGCAAAUUAGAUAAACGAACCUACGCUAACGUUAUGAUGCGAUUCGCGAACGGUUUAACGAUGAACGAUCCGCUUCAAACUUUAUAUCAAUUAUUAUCUGGUCGACUUCCGGCUUCCGUUACUUGCGUAGCGGACGAGAAGUGGGGCGAUUGGAGGCCGCAUUUAGCAAUGAUCUUGUCGAAUACGACAUCGCACCCCGAUUUAGAUAGAAAAGCCAUAACGACGAUGGCGGAUACUUUGAUGAAUAGGGGCAGUUUGUACGCAGCGCAAUUUUGUUAUUUAAUGGCGGAAGUUGGGUUUAGUAGACAUGGUACUGAAGGUGCUAAAUUAGUUUUGUUGGGUUCGAAUCAUCAUAAACCCCAUAUGCAAUUUGCAACGAACGAAGCUAUUCAUUUAACGGAAGUUUACGAAUACGCUUGUAGUUUGAAUGAUCCAGAUUUUUUGAUACUUGAAUUUCAGGUGUACAAAUUUACGGUUGCAACUCGUUUAGCAGAUCGGGGUCUUUUAGAGAAAGCCCUUUCUUAUUUAGAACGCGUUGCAAUGGCCAUUAUUCGUCACACUACCGCUAUUCAACCGUAUUUAAUAGACAAAGUGAGUGAUUUAGCGGAUCGUUUAAAACAUGUCGAUCCCAUGGGGGAUGCUGACGACGUUGCUGGGUCAGUUACAAGCUGGUUAAAGGAAUUGAAAAGUGUUCAACAAGAUUAUAAUAGUGGUUUAUUAUAUCAAGAUAGCAACAAUAGUCGAUUGCCAUCAGAUUAUGAUUUAACCCAUUCGGUUAACGCGUAUGAACAAGAACAAUCUCAACCGGAAGUUUGGCAACAACAAGUUCAAGGGGAUCAAUUUCAGCAAGGUUCUGGGCAAUGGUCUACGGAUCAAAGUUAUGAUCGUAGACAGGAAGUUCAACAAGAUCAUCAACAACAACAAGAAGUUAUUACCGGUUAUAACCAAUAUCACGAGCAACAAUCGUCUCAGCAGCAACAAUUUUGGGUCAAUCAACAGCAACAACCAUGGAAUGAAUCCUCUCUAAGUUCUUUAGAUCAAUUUCAACAGCAUCAAAUCCCCGAACAACAAGACACUGGUGUUCGGCCGCAAGAAAAUGAUUAUUGGAGCAACCAACAAGCUCAAAAUGAGCCAACGGAUGAGGUGGAAAAACCCAAGGAAAAUGAUGUCCGACCUCAAAUUUCGAUGCCAAAUCAACAAUCGAAAGGAAAAAAUAUUUUCGAUGAAGGAGUCGAAGAAAAUCAAAAGGAUCGAGUUAAAGAAACGCAAAAUAAAGCUGUGAAAGGGCCAGAAAUCGCUUCGAAACAAGCCAGUUCCGGAUGGUUCGGUGGAAUCUUUAGCAAAUUAGCUUUAAGGCCUAAAAACCAAAUGAAAUUGCCCGACGAUAAAAACCCAUCGAUUGUGUGGGAUCCUGAGAAGAAGAAAUGGGUUAACCUCGAAGAAGAUCAAAAUGAUGCCACAAACGAAUUAAAGCCGCCCCCGAAAAUGUCGGAUUUAAUGCCGAAAAUGAGUGUUCCAACGAUGUCUCCACCACCAGGUAGUGAUUUUUCAACGCAUGAUCCAAAUUUCCAAAGUAGUUACCAAAAUUACCAACAAUCUAACCAACCAGAUAGUUUAACGAUGAUUAAUAAUCAAUCAAUGAGUCCAAAUCAACCCGUUUUAUAUGAUCCAUCAGGUCCUCAAAUAACUGGGAAUCAUUCUCAGUCGCAAACUACGUUCGGAGGAGUACAUUCGGCUAAUUUGCCCGGUGGAGGUGUUCCGGGAAGUGGGGAAGAAUUCAAAAAUAAUCAACCGAAUAUGUUUAAGUUACAAAGAGGUCGAAAUCUAAAAAAAUCUUAUGUUGAUGUGUUCAAUCCGGGUGGAAAACCGAGUGUUCCUACAAUGAUGCAACCCCCUCUUGGAAAUUCAACGGCCGGUGGGGAUACUCAAAUGAAUUAUUUCAUCCCAACCCCGGUAAACGACCCUAACGCUCCAACAGAUUUUUUAACACCAGCUCCUACACAUAUAGAACCUCAGAUGUCUAGAUGGAGUUCGGCUAGUUCACUUUCUAGAGAAGUUCAACAUUACAUGUUACCAAAUUCAAAGAAAAUUCAAUCGAAAUCCCGUAAAUAUGCUCAUUCUAUCCUCAAACCUUUGGCCCAAAUUCCUCAACAAACGAUAAAGAAUUAAUAAAAUAUUGAAAACGGAAUGAAAAGUGUCCCUGAAACUGUGUUUUGUUUUAUAUCGAUGUUUAAAAAUUGAAAAGCAUAAAGUUUUGUAUAAAAAAAUAUUACUUGAUAAUAAUAAGCUUUGUGGGAGAAUCGUAGAAAUUGAAAACGAAAAAAUUUAAAUGUUGUUAAUACUUACAUUGUAUACAAUCCUGUGAUGAUUGAUUUUAACUUAUGUACCGCUACGUUUAGGGUGAAGUGUUGUUAUUUUUUUUGUGUUUAAUUCACCGAAAAAGACAAUGUCUGAUUAAAAUAAGAAAAAAAACCAAAUUGAGUUCAGAAAAUCAAUAAAAUUAAUAAAAUUAUGUGGGAAUAUUGUAUGAUAUAUUUGAUGAAGGGUGUACUUGAACAUAUUAUAUUAAAAAUCUUUUAAUUAUUAAGGA
Molecule: messenger RNA, 3296 nt
Organism: Onthophagus taurus
Lineage: Eukaryota; Metazoa; Arthropoda; Insecta; Coleoptera; Scarabaeidae
Source: RefSeq, a predicted model, not a curated record